Molecule: messenger RNA, 3200 nt
Organism: Anastrepha ludens (Mexican fruit fly)
Lineage: Eukaryota; Metazoa; Arthropoda; Insecta; Diptera; Tephritidae
Exons: 3
Coding region: 648-1262 (204 amino acids)
Source: RefSeq, a predicted model, not a curated record
UGGGUAUUCUUCGCGCAGAGGAGUCUCACGUCAUUCUUUCAUAUUUCUACGCCUGACAUACUUACAUAUACAUACAAGUAUGUAUGCACAUACAUAUGUAUGCGUAUAUUAAUGUGUACAAACAAACAAAUAAACAUACCAACGACCAAUAACGACAAACGACAACGACAGCAAAGCCAACAGCAACAGCAACAGCAACAGCAACGGCAACGACAAAACGAUUCGCCUGAGUACAAAUAUUUCGAAUGUAGUGAUUCAGUUCGCUGUGGCUGUGCGAAAAAAACCAUCAAAACAUUCCGCCUUCGUUGGUGUGCAUUCAAACAAAAAACACGGUGUCCUGUUAACUGGAAAAAAUAUUAAUAAAAAUAAGAGUGGUGCUUAAAAAAAUUAAAAAAAAAAAAAAUAAUCAAAAAAUAUUUAAAUAAAUUCAAGUGCAUUAAAAGUGGAUUUUGUGGCUGCUGUUCAAAGUAUCGUCGAGUGGCAGUGCAAACGCGUUAAUUUGAAUUUGUUCAUACGGCAGCUGCUUGUGAUUAUCUAUCUAUCUGCAUUCAUCAGCAGAUUCCUCAGAUUGUCAAUUGGUACAAAUUAUCGAAAUUUUCUCUUUCACUUCGGGGAAGUCAGCCAACUAGCCAGCCAGCCAGCCAGCCAUGACAUCAGUGCGCAACAAUGCAGUCUCCGCCGCUCUGCUGUUGGGAUGGGUUAUUUUUGGGUGCCUAAAUAGUUCUGUUCUAGCAGAUGUUGCCCAAAAGUCAGGUGAAAAAUCGCAAAACCAAGACAGCGUCGACGUAGACUACUACGAUGAAUCGAGCCCUGAGAACAUGAAGGCACCAGUCAAGCCCGCGCCCACACUAAUGCCAUAUUUUGAGGAGGAGAAGAAAACUGUGUACGCCAAAGAGGAUGCCGAAGUGAUUUUGAAUUGCCCAGUUAAAAAUUAUAAUGAAUCGCAACAUAUGAUAAUGUGGUUUAAAAACAACAACACCAUCACCACUGGCAGAGAAAUACUCGUCGAUGCCGCUCUUGGCUAUCACCUGGACAAGGACAUGAAUUUGGUCAUUGAUAAAGUGUCCGAAAAGACCAAAGGCGAAUAUUAUUGCACCAUUAUGCCACAGAAUGUGCGUUUGAAUAUAGUUUUGGAAAUCGGUGAGCAACCCGCAGCGGACAAUAAGCAGGCGAUGGUGAGCGCAAGCGCUCUCAGCCUGGUAUUAGCGCUCUUGGCGCAUAAAUUGAGCUUCGGAAUUGUUAGCUUACACAACAUUUUUUAGGCAUUCAAUGUAUUCAACUUAUUUACCUGAAUAUGUGUAAAGAAGUAAAAGAAAAAUAUUGUAAUUGUACUAUAGCUGAGGAUAAUUGUUUUUUUGUUUUUCGUUUUUUGAAUCCAGUACCUACGACUACUUGCAUACUUAAUAGAGGAAGACCAAAUAAAAAAAUAAAACAGGCACAUACUCGUCUACAAAUAGACAGAUAUAUGUACGUAUGUAUGUUUAUACUUAGUAUUCAAGUACAUAUGAUAGUAUAAAUUCCAGCAUACGCAUAAACUAAUAAAUACAACAGUAAUUUUAAAAUUCGUGUAUGUAUGCAAUGUGUAUGUGAAGCAACUAGAAAAAAUGUCUUCAAACAAGAUAAAUACUAUUUUAGUGUAUACAGCCCCAGAGAGAUAUUUGUUAUGUCAUUAAGAUGAAUUUCGUCGAAUCGAUGAAUUCGUACGAAUAUCUCCAAUUAAGCAAAAAUUGUUUCGGUGAGCAAGAAAAUUUCAUAUUCGACAAGUCUCAAAGACGGUAUUCGUCGAAUCGAUGAAUUUUCACAAAUAACCUCAAAUAACAUAAAAUUAGUUUUGGUGAGCAAAAUUUUAUAUUUGGUAUGUCUUAAAGACGGUGUUCGUCGAAUCAAUGAAUUUGCGCAAAAUAACUUCAAAUAACAUAAAAUUCGUUUCAGUAAGCAAAAUUAUCGAAAAAUUUCAUAUUUCAUAUUUCCCAUUUAUUAAAGACGGUGUUCGUCGAAUCGAUGAAUUUGUGCAAAAUAGCUUAAAAUAACAUAAAAUUCAUUUUGGUGAGCAAAACUCUAAGAAAAUUUCAUAUUUGGCAUUUCUUAAAGAUGGUGUUCGUCGAAUCGAUAAAUUUGUGUGAAAUAACUUCAAAUAUCAUAAAUUUCAUUUCUGUGAGCAAAACUCUAAGAAAAUUUCACAUUUGGAAUUUCUUAAAGACGCUGUACGUAGAAUCGACGAAUUUGCGCAAAAUAACUUAAAAUAACAUAAAAUUCAUUUUUUUGAGCAAAACUCUAGGAAAAUUUCAUAUUUGGCAUUUCUUAAAGAUGGUGUUCGUCGAAUCGAUAAAUUUGUGUAAAAAAACUCCAAAUAUCAUAAAUCUCAUUUCUGUGAGCAAAACUCUAGAAAAAUUUCAUAUUUAGUAGGUCUUAAAGACGGUGUUCGUCGAAUCGAUGAAUAUGCGUGAAAUAACUUCAAAUAACAUAAAAUUCAUUUCGGUGAGCGAAACUCCAGAAAAUUUCCUACUUGAUAUUUAUUAAAGACGGUGUCGUCGAAUCGAUGAGCUUUCGUGAAAAAUCUUCAAACAAAAUAAAAUUCGUACAGUGAGCAAAACUCUAGGACAAUUUCAUAUUUGUUAUGUCUUAAAGAUAGUGUUCGUCGAAUCGAUGAAUUUGCGUGAAAUAACUUCAUAAUAUAAAAUAUGUUUCGAUCAGAAAAGUACUUUAAAUAAGCACGAAUUACUUUAAUAACAUAAAAUACGUUUCGAUUAUGCAAAAUUGUCGCACUGAAAAGCUUUAAGCGCAAUGUUCAUCAAAUCUAUUAAUGUGAAUCUGUUACCAUUUUUUUUGUUGUUGUAAAAACUGUAAAGGUGUUCUCCAUGUUUCUGUGGAUCUUAAAAACACUUGAUUGACUUAAGCAGGUUUUGCUCUUGGAGAAAUAAAAUAUGAGCUUUUACGCAAUAAAAAAAAUUCUUUCCUUAAUAUGAAUUCUAAAAUGACUAGUAUUUGAAAUAUUGCAUUGGAAUCCAGAUUGGAUCAAGAGCUUGAUAAACAGAAAGAGCUAAUUUGUUUUUUGUUACAGAUCUGCAGAGUUUUGUUUUAUAUUUUUAUGCACAAACGGCAAAGUCGCAUUUACAUUUUUUUCCUUAAUUAUCCCCACAUUUGUUUUCUUAGAAAUAAAAAUUUCCCUAUCACAUUUAGAUUCUAGAAACAUUUUUUUU